This is a messenger RNA of Impatiens glandulifera, 1779 nucleotides long. RefSeq names its product putative disease resistance protein RGA3. Bases 1 to 1779 code for a protein of 592 amino acids. The record is from RefSeq and is a predicted model, not a curated record. NCBI's taxonomy places the organism in Eukaryota, Viridiplantae, Streptophyta, Magnoliopsida, Ericales, Balsaminaceae. The transcript has a single exon.
AUGGCCCAUGAUUUAAUUCCUACAGUUGAAAACAAAGAAGUUGAAGAUGUUGGGAAUACAAUUUGGAAGGAGUUGUAUUGGAGAUCCUUUUUGCAAGACGAAGAAGAGAAUGAAGCUGUGGGUGAUAGCUUUUAUACAACAUGUAUGAUGCACGAUCUUAUACACGAUCUUGCUCAAUAUGUUAUAAAAGAUGAAUGUUAUACGAUGAAGGCUAAUAGCUCAAGUGACGAUUUAGGACAACAAAUUCGUCAUGUAACAGGAAAGGUUCAUGAGUUAGACAUAAUAUCAGUUCGGUCUCUUAAGAAAAUUCCAGGGUUGCAAUCAAUAAUUCUCGAUAUUUAUAUUAAUGAAGAUAUAUAUAAUGUCACAAAGGAGUUUUUGAGUGUUUUGAAGGAACUUUUGUCUUUACGUUUCCUUGAAGUAAGCCUCCGCGAUGUGCAAGAUCCAGAUUUGAGUUGGGUUGGAUAUCUACAACAUCUUAGAUGCCUAGACAUUUCCCAUGGUAAGAUGAAAACAUUGCCUGAUAGUAUUUGUGAUCUUUUGAACUUACAGAGUCUGAAACUCAAUGAUUGUUCUAAACUUGAAAGUUUGCCUAGAAAUAUGAGGGACCUUAUUAACUUGAGACAUCUUUAUUUGGAGGGCUGCCAUGGAUUAAAAUAUAUGCCUAGAGGGAUGAGGCAAUUGAAACAUCUCAAGACGUUAAGUUUUUUUGUGAUAAGAAAGGAGGAGAAAGACUGCCAACUAGAUGAAAUAAAAGAAUUGGAUAUCUGCGGAUCAUUGACAAUUGAGAACCUUGGAAGAGUCAGUGAUGCAUCUAUUGCAAGAGGGAUAAGUAUGGCUAAAAAGUCGAGAAUAAUUAAGUUAGUGUUGAAUUGGAGAUCUAACGAUGAAGUUGAUGAUAAUGAGAGUAUUAGACAUGAUAAAAUAUCUGAAGCUCUAGAGGUUUCAACUGCGAGGUUGAAGAUAUUGAGAAUGAGUGGUUAUAAAGGUGUGAAUCUCCCUAAAUGGGUGGGAAAGUCAUCUUCUUCUCCAACACGUCUUAAGAGUAAUGAUAAUAGUGCUAUUAAAGAUGACAAAGAAAUGAUAGUACUAUUCCCUCUGCUAGAGAAACUUGAUCUCUCUAACAUGGAGAAUUUGAGGGAAUUGGUGUCUCCUACUAUUCCUAGUAUUGGAGCAUUCACUAAUCUAUGCACGCUCGACAUAUAUUAUUGCCCAAAGCUAGGAGCCUUGCCACCUCAUCUCAAAUCGCUAAAAAGUGUAAGUAUUCUUGGUGAAUGUUCGGAUGAGUUGAUAAAUAGCAUGUCGAAUCUUAGUGCUCUCACUAGUCUCUCCGUUCAAAAAAUGAAAGAAAGAAGUGUUUUAUUUCCGGGUGCUAAGGCAUUAAUGUUUGAUGAUGAGAUACCAUCAUCGUCAAGUCAAAUCCUUGAGGACAAUAAUAAUAAUGAAGCACAAGUAGGAGUACACUCAACAUUCAAUUCUCUUCAAUCUCUGGAAAUUGUUUGGUGCCUCAAGUUAAGGCGUCUGUUUAAUGAAGGACUGAUAAUGCAACAAAAUCAAGGAGAAACAGAAAGAACAAGAGGUCUCAGCAAUUUGAGUAUUUUGAGUUGCCCCGAGUUUAUGAUAACAGUUGAGGAAUUUGAAAACCUCAAUAUUAGUAAUUCACUACGGAUCCUUGGUUGUUCUACGUUGGUGUCUUCAAAAGAAGGGGACGCACUUCUACGUUCCCUUCAAACCAAACUUGGUCGUCAGAAGUUCAUAGUACCCGCGUUAAAGGAAUAG